Molecule: messenger RNA, 1704 nt
Organism: Paraphaeosphaeria sporulosa
Lineage: Eukaryota; Fungi; Ascomycota; Dothideomycetes; Pleosporales; Didymosphaeriaceae
Product: Phosphoribosylaminoimidazole carboxylase
Exons: 1
Coding region: 1-1704 (567 amino acids)
Biological process (GO): 'de novo' IMP biosynthetic process
Molecular function (GO): ATP binding; metal ion binding; phosphoribosylaminoimidazole carboxylase activity
Source: RefSeq, a predicted model, not a curated record
AUGGCCGACUCUAGAAAAGUGGGAGUGCUGGGUGGUGGCCAGCUUGGCCGCAUGCUCAUUGAAGCCGCGAACCGACUGAACAUCCAAGUCAAUGUCCUGGACGCAGCAGCAUCACCCGCUAAACAAAUCUCCGCACAUGAUGGCCACAUAGAAGGCUCCUUCAAAGAUGCUUCCGCCGUCAAGAAACUCGCCCAGGCUUGCGAUGUGGUUACUGUCGAAAUCGAGCACGUGGAUACCCACAUGCUUGAAGAAGUUGCUGGCGAGGUUGCUGUCGAGCCGAGCUGGAAGACCUUGAGGACCAUCAAGGACAAGUAUGCACAGAAAGGGUACCUGAAAGAGCACGGCGUGGAUGUUGCUGAGAGCGAAGAUUUGGAAGGCAAGGGCGCAGCGGGUCUGAAGGCUGUUGGCGAGCGCUUUGGUUACCCUUUCAUGCUCAAGAGCAAGACGGAUGCGUAUGACGGGCGGGGAAACUACGUGGUCAAGACCGCAGACGAAAUCGAUGCGGCAGUCAAGGCAUUGGGUGACCGGCCCUUGUAUGCGGAGCGCUGGGCCGACUUCAGAAUGGAGCUUGCCGUCAUGGUGGUCAAGACCAAGGACGGCGUCCUCACAUUCCCCACCGUCGAAACAGUUCACGAGGAUUCAAUUUGCAAGCUCACCUACGCGCCACCGAGAAAUGUCUCCAAGGCAACCACAGAGCGGGCACAAGAGCUAGCCAAGAAGGCCAUCGGAGCCUUCGAAGGCAAGGGCGUCUUCGGUGUAGAAAUGUUCCUCCUCAAAGACGACACCCUCCUCAUCAACGAGAUCGCCCCCCGCCCACACAAUUCUGGCCACUACACCAUCGAAGCCUGCCCCCUCUCCCAAUAUGACGCCCACCUCCGCGCCAUCCUCGACAUCCCCAUCCCGCCCUCGGCCCUCCGCCUCCGCGAGCCCGCCAUUAUGCUCAACAUCCUCGGCGGCAAGAACCCCGACUCCCACAUCCAAGUCACUCACAAGGCCUACGCCUCCCCCAAUGCCUCCAUCCACCUCUACGGCAAAGGUGACGCCCGCCCCGGCCGCAAAAUGGGCCACAUCACCGUCACCGCGCCCUCGCUCGCCGACGCGGAGAAGGAGAUGCAGCCCCUCAUCGACUUCGUCGACGAGCAAAAGGGCAAGUCCCUGGGCGCGCGCACCGCGACGACAGACGAGCCCCUCGUCGCCGUCAUCAUGGGCUCCGACUCCGACCUCCCGGUGCUCAAGGCGGGGCUCCAGAUCCUCGAAAAGCUCCAAGUCCCCUUCACAGUGCGCAUCACCUCGGCGCACCGCACGCCCGACUGGCUGCGCGAGUUUUCCAAAUCCGCUGCAGACACGAGUCUCCGCGUCAUCAUCGGCGCCGCGGGAGGCGCCGCCCAUCUGCCGGGCAUGUGCGCGUCGUGGACCACGUUGCCCGUCAUCGGACUCCCCGUCAAGGCGACGCACAUGGACGGCUGGGACAGCCUGGUCAGCAUGACGCAGAUGCCGCGGGGCGAGCCGGUGGCCACGGUGGGCAUCAACAACUCGACGAAUGCGGCGCUGUUGGCGGUGCGGAUCCUCGGUGCGACGGAUUUGGCGGUUAGGGAGCGGUUGCGCGUGUGGAUGGAGGGGAAUGAGAAGGAGGUAUUGAGGAAGGACCAGGAGUUGCUUGAUCAGGGGUUCGAGAAGUAUUUGAAGGGGAUGGGGAAGUGGUAG